UGGAUAUAAAUGUGGUUAUGUGAUCACCGAAAAGCUAGCUUUUACUUGGGCUGUUCUCCCAUUUGCCAAAAACUACACCAUAUUUUCUGUCACUCUGCAAUCUUUUUGAUUUCAUAGCCUGAUCAUGUGAACCAGGUGUCCUCUUUAAAUUACUUUUUUUUUUCAGUUCAUUUCCGCUUUGUAUAUCCAUGUAUGAUGUAUGAAUAAUUUUGUUGGCUGUCUAAUAUAGAAAAUUUUAUCUUUUGUGUCUUAAGGGAUUUCUUAUAUGAAUGGCAAAUUGUUUAAUCCAGGAGCAGAAAUAAUGGCAAGAGUUUCUCCGGUAGUUAUCAGUAUUUUGGUGACAUGUUUCUGGACUGCCAUUGCACAAGAAGAAUAUGCAAAAUACAGAGACAGUAACCAGCCCAUUGGCGUCCGAGUCAAGGACCUGAUGAGCAGGAUGACUUUGAAGGAGAAGAUUGGCCAAAUGACACAAAUUGAAAGAAGCGUGGCUUCCCCUCAUGCCAUGAAGAAGUAUUUCAUUGGGAGUGUUUUGAGCGGAGGAGGGAGUGUUCCAGCUCAACGGGCAUCUCCCAAGACUUGGGUGGACAUGGUAAAUAAGAUCCAGAAGGCUGCCCUCUCAACCCGUCUUGGGAUUCCGAUGAUCUAUGGGAUUGAUGCUGUUCAUGGCCACAACACUGCAUACAAGGCCACCAUUUUUCCUCACAACAUUGGCUUAGGAGCCACAAGGGACCCUGCACUAGUCAAAAAAAUAGGAGCUGCAACAGCUCUUGAAAUCAGAUCCACAGGCAUUUCAUAUACUUUUGCACCUUGCAUCGCGGUUUGCAGAGAUCCAAGAUGGGGUCGCUGUUACGAGAGCUAUAGUGAAGACCCUGAAAUUGUACGCGCAAUGACUGAAUUUGUACCAGGAUUACAAGGAGACAUUCCAUCCAAUUCUCGAAAGGGUGUUCCCUAUGUUUCUGGAAAAGAUAAAGUUGCAGCGUGUGCCAAGCACUAUGUAGGUGAUGGUGGAACCUCCAAAGGUCUCAAUGGGAACAACACUAUCAUUAGCAGGCACGAAUUGCUCAGCAUCCAUAUGGCAGCGUACUACAAUGCCAUCAUCAAGGGAGUGGCCACUGUCAUGGUUUCCUAUUCUAGUUGGAACGGAGUAAAGAUGCAUGCUAACCGUAAUCUUAUCACAGAGUUUCUUAAAAACACUCUAAAGUUCCGAGGCUUUGUUAUCUCGGAUUAUGCUGGUAUAGACCAAAUAACUACGCCAUCACAUGCCAAUUACACGUAUUCCAUUGUGGCUGGAAUCAAUGCUGGCAUUGAUAUGGUCAUGGUGCCAAUGAAAUACAAGGAAUUUACUCAUGGUCUAUCUGUGCUGGUAAAGAAAAAAUUUAUUCCAAUGACGAGAAUCAAUGAUGCAGUAAAAAGGAUUCUAAGAGUAAAGUUUGUGAUGGGUCUGUUCGAGAAUCCGAUGGCUGAUCUUAGCAUGAGCAAGUACCUAGGUUGUAAGAAACAUAGAGAACUUGCCAGGGAAGCCGUAAGAAAAUCCCUAGUUCUUCUCAAGAAUGGCAAGUCUGCAGACCAACCGUUGCUGCCGCUUCCUAAAAAGGCCUCGAAAAUACUAGUAGCAGGAAAGCAUGCAGACAAUAUUGGUUAUCAGUGCGGAGGGUGGACAAUAAGCUGGCAAGGAAUGGAUGGCAAUAUUACAAGCGGUACAACAAUUCGCGAAGCCAUUCAAGCAACAGUUGACAGAAAAACAGAAGUUGUCUAUAAAGAAAAUCCUGACAUGAAGUUUGUGAAGUCUAAGCAGUUCUCAUAUGCAGUAGUUGUUGUUGGAGAGUUCCCAUAUGCGGAGACAAAGGGAGACAGUUUGAACCUAACAAUACCCGAGCCUGGUCCAAGCCUUAUAAAGAAUGUUUGCAGCUCCAUAAAAUGUGUUGUCGUCUUAAUCACCGGACGCCCUGUUGUGAUUCAACCAUAAUACCAUAUCUGGCAAUUGUGGACGCCCUGGUAGCCGCUUGGCUUCCAGGAACAGAAGGACAAGGCAUUGCAGAUGUUUUGUUUGGGGGCUGUGGCUUUACAGGCAAGCUUCCACACACUUGGUUUAAGACUGUUGAUCAGCUCCCAAUGAAUGUAGGGGAUUCCCAUUAUGAUCCACUAUUCCCAUUUGGAUUUGGCCUCUCUACAUAGUUAAACUAUCAAACUGGACGAAAUGGUCAAGUAAGAAAAGUAACUUUUAGUUACAAGCUGACUAAAAGCAUGCAAUUCUUGUUAUGUACUCCCUCCGUCCCACCCAUUUCUUUACACUUUCGUUUUUUGGGUU
This is a messenger RNA of Daucus carota subsp. sativus, 2308 nucleotides long. RefSeq lists its product as uncharacterized. Gene Ontology annotation, molecular function: beta-glucosidase activity. The transcript is spliced from 10 exons. The record is from RefSeq and is a predicted model, not a curated record. Gene Ontology annotation, biological process: glucan catabolic process. NCBI's taxonomy places the organism in Eukaryota, Viridiplantae, Streptophyta, Magnoliopsida, Apiales, Apiaceae. Bases 266 to 1966 code for a protein of 566 amino acids.